This is a messenger RNA of Aspergillus terreus NIH2624, 1110 nucleotides long. RefSeq names its product homoserine dehydrogenase. Gene Ontology annotation, molecular function: NADP binding; homoserine dehydrogenase activity; aspartate kinase activity. The record is from RefSeq and is a predicted model, not a curated record. The transcript is spliced from 2 exons. Bases 1 to 1110 code for a protein of 369 amino acids. NCBI's taxonomy places the organism in Eukaryota, Fungi, Ascomycota, Eurotiomycetes, Eurotiales, Aspergillaceae. Gene Ontology annotation, biological process: L-homoserine biosynthetic process; aspartate family amino acid biosynthetic process.
AUGACCGCCCCCAUCUACCUCGGUGUCGUCGGCGUCGGCGGCGUGGGAACCGCCUUCCUGAACCAACUCGCCCGCCUCCCGAACGCCCCCCAGCUCAUCCUGCUGGCGCGGUCGACACAAACGCUCCUGGCUCCGACACCGGCGUACAGCCCCGCGAUCCCCGCCGCGGACUGGAAGACCGCCGUUGACACGCCCGCGCUGACCAAGAAGGGCGCGCUCUCCGCCGACGAGAUGGCCAGCUACCUCGCCGCGGCGCCAGGCCGCGCCAUCCUCGUCGACAACACCAGCGACCCGCAGCUGGCAGGCCAGUACCCGGUCUUCCUGCGGCAGGGCAUCUCGAUCGUCACGCCCAACAAGAAGGGCUUCUCGUCGGACCUGGCGCUGUGGAAGGAGAUCUUCGCCGCCGCCGCGCAGGGCAACGCCCUCGUCUACCACGAGAGCACCGUCGGCGCCGGCCUGCCCGUGCUGUCGACGCUGCGCGAUCUCGUCGCCACCGGAGACGAGGUCACCCGCAUCGAGGGCGUGUUCUCGGGCACGCUGUCGUUCCUGUUCAACACGUUUGCGCCGGUCGGCGGCGCCGGCGGCGGCAAGUGGAGCGAGGUCGUCGCCCAGGCGAAGGAGCUGGGGUACACGGAGCCGGACCCGCGCGACGACCUGAACGGCAUGGACGUGGCGCGCAAGCUGACGAUCCUGGCGCGCAUCGCCGGGCUGGAUGUGCAGGCGCCGGACGCGUUCCCGAUCGAGUCGCUCAUCCCCGCGGAGCUGGCGGGGCUGCCGGCGUCGGCGGACGGCGUUGCGCAGUUCAUGGCGCGCCUGCCCGAGUUUGAUGGCCAGAUGGCGGAGAUCAAGGAGGGCGCCGAGAAGGCCGGCAAGGUCGUGCGGUAUGUCGGCAGCGUGGAUGUGGCUACGAAGCAGGUGCGCGUCGGUCUGCAGCAGUUCGACAAGGACAGCGCCAUUGCCGGGCUGAAGGGCAGCGAUAACAUCAUCAGCUUCUACACCCGGCGGUACGGCAGCAACCCGCUGAUUGUGCAGGGCGCCGGGGCCGGCGGCGAUGUCACCGCCAUGGGCGUGACGGCGGAUCUGAUCAAGGUCAUGCAGCGGUUGCACUAG